Tripterygium wilfordii is the source of this 760-nucleotide messenger RNA. Its product is annotated as protein LURP-one-related 8-like. The record is from RefSeq and is a predicted model, not a curated record. Lineage: Eukaryota; Viridiplantae; Streptophyta; Magnoliopsida; Celastrales; Celastraceae. Bases 63 to 662 code for a protein of 199 amino acids. The transcript is spliced from 2 exons.
GUUAUUGGGCAAGUAAUUGGCUUCACUCUCAACACAUCGAUCUGCUUCCAUCGCAAAAAAAAAUGAGAAAGGUUUACCCAAACGCACCACCCACACCCAUAGCCUCCCCAGGCAAUGAGGAGGACCCGUUGGUUCUCACUGUCUGGAAUAAGUCUCUCCUGUUCAACUGCAAUGGUUACACCGUCUUCGACUCCAAGGGAAACCUCGUUUUUAGGGUCGAUAACUACAUGUCUGGUUCAGGCACUAAGGCAGAGAUACUACUCAUGGACGCAGCUGGCGAGCCCCUCCUCACCAUUCGCCACAAGAGGUUGAGUCUGGGAGAUAACUGGAUGGUGUACGACGGGGAGAAGGCGGCGAAUCCAAGAUUUUCGGCUAAGAAGAAUGUGAAUAUUCUAAACAGCAAGUGUUUGGCAUAUGUGAGGUCCAGGGCGAAAGUGAUGUACCAGAUAGAGGGAUCCUACGUGCAGAGAAGCUGCGUGGUUUACGAUGAGAGGAGGAGGAAGGUGGCGGAGAUAAAGCAAAAAGAGGCGGUGAAGGGUGUGGGGUUUGGUGGAGACGUGUUCCGCCUUAUUGUUAAUCAGCCCGGAAUAGAAACAGCGGAGGCCAUGGCUCUCGUCAUCCUCCUUGACCAGAUGUUUGGAUCUUCUAGACGAUUCUCCUAACUUAUAAAAUUUUCAACAUAUAAUCAAAUACUUCUAGUUCAAGUUAAUUUAUCAAAUUAGAGGAUCAUUUUGUUCAUGGAAAUUUUGUUCUUACUUGA